Rubroshorea leprosula is the source of this 4107-nucleotide messenger RNA. NCBI's taxonomy places the organism in Eukaryota, Viridiplantae, Streptophyta, Magnoliopsida, Malvales, Dipterocarpaceae. The record is from the annotation of a GenBank genome assembly.
UAAGGGGGAAGAAGAGAUGGAGACUACUAGGGUUCGAGAGAAGGAUGCGGUGGCCAGAGAGGACAGCGACUUCCGACGGUGACAAGGGCUCAGGCGGCGGAUACCAGGGUUCAGUCGUUGAUGUCUUUGUGUCGAACAAGAGAGAUAAAUGGGGAAAAAGGUUUGGAUUUGUUCGUAUGGUAGGGGUGAUGAAUGAGUAUCAAAUGGAGAAGAGGCUCAAUGAGAUCUGGUUUGGUUUUUAUAAGUUACGGGUGAGGAUUGCAGAUCGUCCAUUGAAGCAGAGCCUGAGGUAUGUCAAGAAACAGAAUCAUGAAAAGGUAGUAACUGAGAAGGAGAAAGAUAUGGUUCAGGUAGAUAUUGCACCAGAGCAGAUAAUACAGCUUGAUAAGAAUGAGGAGGUUGGAUCGUGUGAUAAGAAGAAGAGGCAGAAGGGGACGGUGGGAAGUAUUGGGGAACAAACGCAAGAGGCGAUCAUUGAUUUUUCUCUGAUGGAGGAGGAGCUUCAUUGGCUGGAAGGGAGUUUGGUGGUGAUAUUGAAGUCCUUAAUGUCAACAACCAGUAUACAGGAGAGAAUUGAUGUGGAUGGAGGAUUGAUCACGAUAUCACCAUUAGGGGGCGAGCAGUGUUUGGCGUUUCCGCAGAGAAGUAGACUAGUGUGGUUACGAAUUACAGGGGUCCCGUUGAAAGCUUGGAGUGACAGGUGCUUUACAUUGAUCGAAGGCACAGUGGGUGAGGUGGUGCUGGUGCAUGAUGAUACAAAGAAUAAAUCUUUUCUGUGUGAAGGAAGGGUAUUAGUUCUAUGUACUGAUGCAAGCAAAAUAGCUAAAUCUGUACAAUUGCAAAUCGAGGGCCAGCUCUAUGAGGUAGGGGUUUUGGAGGAAGAAUGGAGAUCAGAUCCCGAUUGGUGGUUAUCGGACGGCGAUCGGCGAAGCUAUAUAGGAGCAUCAUCGGAAUAUUCCGUUUCACAAAAUGGUGAUGAAGAUCAUGAAUUUAAUAUUGACGAGAUUUGCGUCGAAGAAGAUGAUAGCAUUGAUUUGGAGCAGUUUCAGAUGGAAGGAAGUUUGAAUUCAAAUAAUAAGGAGAUAACGGGACAUGAGGAAUCUGGAGUGAAGGGCAGGAUUGCACAGAAUAUGGACGAUGGGGGGAUAGUGGACUCCAAUGGGCUAGUAAAGGGUAAAGGGUUGGUAGUUGAUAAUGGGCUGGGAGUUAGCAGUACAGAGGUGGACAAAAAUUGCAAAAGUAUAGGACCCAAUGACAAAGAUCUAGAAGAAGCAGCACGUGACAAGGUUAGUAAAGAGGUGAUGGGUAAAAGGCUGAGACACCUUGUAGAUUGUUAUCCACAAGAAGUGAAAGAAACUCGGGAAGAACACGCAAUCUGGGUGACUGGGCGGACGAAGCAGAGACGUGCGAGGAGGAGGAUUGGGGGGAACGGUGAAAAGGAGGGAGUUGGUAUGAAAAGUUCGAUUGGAGCCUCAGGAGGUUUGUUGUGUGUGUGGAGUAGGACAAUUUUUGUCAAAAUGGAGGAAUUUUCAGGGGACGGGUACUUGGGUAUAAAAGGGGUUUGGGGUGGAAACAAGGAGCCGUGUAUUUUUGUGAACGUGUAUGCUUCGACUGAUAGAAGGAGAAAGGUUGAGCUAUGGGAUGAGCUGCGACAGAGAAUUAUAGAGGAGGGUGGGAGAUGGUUGCUGGCAGGGGACUUUAAUGCUGUUCGGUGUCUUGAAGAACAAAGGGGAAGGACAGGUAUGAGUGUUGAUAUGUCGGAGUUUGAUGCUUUCAUAGAGAAUACAGGGUUGGUUGAUAUUAAGUUGGCCAACCGGAAGUUUACAUGGUAUAGACCAGAUGGUACAUCCAUGAGCAGAUUGGAUAGGGUAUUGCUGACUGUGGAGAUGAGCAGUAUGGGUUAUAGAUGUUUACAGAAACUAAAAAUGUUGAAGAAAUUCUUGAAAGGGUGGAAUAAGGACGUGUUUGGGGAUAUAGAAGCUAAAUUUCAAGCUAUUGCUGAUAAGGUUGCUUGGAUUGAUAUGAAGAAUGAAGAGGCUGUUUUAGAAGUGGAAGAGUUGGCUGAAAGACAGGAAGGAUUUCAUGAAAUGUGGGAUAUUAUGAAGAAGAGGGAAAGUAUAUGGAAGCAGAAAUCAAGAUGUAGCUGGGCCAAAUUGGGGGAUGCUAAUAUGAGGUUCUUCCACAAAGUUGCAAAUGGUAGAAAGGUUUAUAAUAACAUUAAUGGCUUCUCGUGUGAAGGCAAGUGGGUGGAGGAGCCAGAGGAGGUGAAGAAAGAGGUUUUCAGGUACUUUAGUACGAUGUUUGAAGGAGAGUCAUGGCAACGUCCCAAGCCUGUUGGAAUCAAUUUUAAACAAAUCUCGGAAGAGAUGAAAGACGGGUUAGAAAGGCCAUUUUCUGAAGAAGAGAUUGAGGAAGGUUUGAAGAGCUGUGAGGGAACUAAAGCACCAGGGCCGGAUGGAUACAAUUUUAGUUUUCUCAAACUUGGAUGGAACUGUUUGAAGGAAGAUUUUAUAAGUUUUUUUGCGAAAUUUCACCAGAAUGGCAGGAUGGGCUUUGGAAUGAAAUGGCGUGGAUGGAUUAGAGAAUGUCUUUCAAUAGCAAGGAUUUCGGUAUUAGUGAAUGGAAGUCCCACGGAGGAGUUUGUAAUGGGAAAAGGUUUAAGGCAAGGUGACCCGUUAUCACCGUUUCUGUUUCUGAUAGUUGUUGAGGGGUUAACUGGAUUAGUUAGGAGAGUAGAAACUGAAGGAAUGUUACGUGGCAUAACAGUGGGUAAUAAGGGGUUAACUGUGUCUUUGCUUCAAUUUGCGGAUGAUACGGUGAUUUUGGGUAAUGCGGACAGUGAGAAUAUAUUUGCGGUUAAGACCAUUUUAAGAUGUUUCGAGUUGAUGUCUGGAUUACGGAUUAAUUUUUGCAAGAGUAGUGUGGUCGGGUUUAAUGUGUCAGAAAGGUGGAUUAAAGGGGUAGCAAGCGUCUUACAUUGUGGUGUUGGGGAAACUUCCUUCAUGUACUUGGGGAUGCCGGUUGGUGGGAAGAUAAGGUGUAAGAAGAUGUGGGAACCUGUUCUGAAAAAAUUUCGAGCCAAGCUUGCCAUUUGGAAGUCUAAUUCGCCGUCCUUUGGUGGCCGCAUCACUCUACUCAACUCGGCUUUAUUAGGGAAAUGGUGGUUCAGAUUAGGCGAUGGAGUGGAGGGUUUGUGGAAGAAGGUGGUGCGGGAGAAAUAUUAUGGGGGCAGGGAAGAAGUAGACAUUAAGGCAUUGGAGAGUGUGAGGGUGUCUAGGAUUUGGGGAGAUAUUCUCAGUAUAGGACAACGAUCUGUAAGAUUACAAGAUUUGUUGGUCAAGGGGUUCAAAUGGGUGGUAGGGGAUGGGUAUCGAGUGGGGUUCUGGAGGUCGAUUUGGGUGGGGGAGAAAUCUUUAAGGGAAUUGUGUCCUCGACUGUUUGAGUUGGCCGUCAAUAAAGAGGGAUUAGUUAGUGAGCUGGGGGGGUGGGAGGAGGGUAGUUGGAGAUGGAAUAUAAUUUGGAGGAGAGGGAGGUUUGGAAGAGAGAAGGAUGAGGAAUUGAUGUUGCGGGAGGUGUUGAGUAGAAUCGGUAUCAAGGUAGGGGUUGAAGAUCGUUGGCAGUGGAGGCAUGCUUCAGAUGGGAAGUAUGUGGUGAAACAAGCUUAUGAGUUUUUAGAAUUGACGGAUGCUAUUCUUAAUGACUGGUUGUGUAUUGUUUUGGUGGGUAUUGAGGUGGUGUUGCCGCCUUUAUUGGAGGAGGUAGCAGAAUUUUUCUUGUAUGGGUUGGUGUUCAAGGGAGAUGUGGCUCUUAAGGAGGGGUUGUUGGAUAUGAUACAGGAAAAGACGUUUUUCUGGGUUAAGAAUAAAGUGCAGGGAUGUGUAUUUUCUGUUUGGGAUUGGAAGUUAAAUCCACAUGAGUGCGCUGCAGCUAUGAGAAAUCAUAAGAGGAGGCAGAAGGAGUUCCAUCAGCAUCAACAAGGACGGGUAUAGAUGUAGAAGUAGCAAGAUGUUUUCUUUACUAUUAUUUUGUUUCCAUUGGUUAUAAUUUAAUUUUGUAAUUGGGUUAGAGUACCCCUUGUACUCUGCAUAAUAAAGUUGAAUUCAAGGU